Messenger RNA from Sorex araneus (European shrew), 6349 nucleotides. It is a transcript of the gene COL5A1, whose product is annotated as collagen type V alpha 1 chain. Gene Ontology annotation, molecular function: extracellular matrix structural constituent. Lineage: Eukaryota; Metazoa; Chordata; Mammalia; Eulipotyphla; Soricidae. The record is from RefSeq and is a predicted model, not a curated record. Bases 73 to 5565 code for a protein of 1830 amino acids. The transcript is spliced from 66 exons.
CGGCGCUGUGCGCGCGCUGCCCCGCCGCCGGCUCGGCGCCCCCCAUGCCCGCCUAGCCCGCCCGCCGCCGGCAUGGACGUGCACACCCGCUGGAAAGCGCGCGCGCCGCGGCCGUCCCGCCUGCUGCCGCUGCUGCUGCUGCUCUGGGCGCCGCUGCCCGGCCGCGCAGCCCAGCAGGCAGAUCUCCUGAAGGUUCUAGAUUUCCACAACCUGCCUGAUGGCAUCUCCAAGACCACUGGCUUCUGCCCGACACGGCGAUCGUCCAAAGGCCCGGAUGUGGCCUACCGGGUGACCAAGGAUGCCCAACUCAGCGCACCCACGAAGCAGCUGUACCCCACCUCUGCAUUCCCCGAGGACUUCUCCAUCCUCACCACUGUGAAAGCCAAGCGGGGCAGCCAGGCCUUCCUGGUGUCCAUCUACAACGAGCAGGGCAUCCAGCAGCUGGGCCUGGAGCUGGGCCGCUCGCCCGUCUUCCUCUACGAGGACCACACGGGGAAGCCGGGCCCCGAGGACUACCCGCUCUUCAGGGGCAUCAACCUGUCUGAUGGCAAGUGGCACCGGAUCGCCCUCAGCGUGCACAAGAAGAACGUCACGCUGGUGCUGGACUGCGAGAAGAGGGCCACCAGGUUCCUGGCCCGCAGCGACCACCCGCUCGUCGACACCAACGGCAUCGUCGUGUUUGGCACCCGUAUCCUGGACGAGGAGGUGUUCGAGGGCGACAUCCAGCAGCUGCUGCUGGUCUCGGACCCGCGGGCGGCCUAUGACCACUGCGAGCACUACAGCCCCGACUGCGACACGGCCGCCCCCGACACGCCGCAGUCGCAGGACCCCAACCCCGACGAAUACUACCCGGAGGGAGACGGUGAAGGGGACACCUAUUACUACGAGUACCCCUACUACGAAGACACGGACGACCCUGGCAAGGAGCCUGCCCCCACCCAGCAGCCCGCAGAGGUCGCGAGGGAGACCACGCAGACAGCUGAGGAGCAGACCCCACCCCCCACGGACGCCCCCCACGCGCCCGGCCCGAGUGAGGGUCCCGGGAAGGAGGAGGACCCGGACGCAGCCCUGGGGGAGUACGAUUACGUGCCCAUCGAGGACUACUACACGCCGCCCCCCUACGAGGACAGCUACGGCGAGGGCCCCGACCAGCCCCCCGACCCCGGGGCAGGGGUGGGGGCGCCCACCAGCACGCGGCUGCCUGCCAACGCCUCAAACCCAGCUCCAGAUGACGGGAAGAAUGUUCUAGAUGGGGAGUUCACAGAGGAGACCAUCCGGGGGCUGGAUGAGAGCUACUACGACCCCUACUACGACCCCACCAUCUCCCCGUCAGAGGUCGGGCCGGGCAUGCCGGCCAACCAGGACACCAUCUACGAGGGGAUCGGAGGGCCGCGCGGCGAGAAGGGGCAGAAGGGCGAGCCAGCCAUCAUCGAGCCGGGGAUGCUCAUCGAGGGCCCCCCUGGCCCCGAAGGCCCCGCGGGUCUCCCAGGACCUCCUGGAACGACGGGUCCCACCGGCCAAGUGGGCGACCCCGGAGAGCGGGGUCCCCCUGGACGUCCAGGCCUGCCGGGAGCUGACGGGCUGCCUGGGCCCCCCGGGACAAUGCUGAUGCUCCCCUUCCGGUUUGGGGGCGGCGGCGACGCGGGCUCCAAAGGCCCCAUGGUGUCGGCGCAGGAGUCGCAGGCUCAGGCCAUUCUCCAGCAGGCCAGGCUGGCCUUGCGAGGCCCGGCUGGCCCGAUGGGACUCACAGGGAGGCCGGGUCCUGUGGGCCCCCCUGGCAGCGGUGGCCUGAAGGGUGAGCCUGGAGACAUGGGGCCUCAGGGUCCUCGCGGCGUGCAGGGCCCGCCUGGCCCCACAGGAAAGCCGGGCAGAAGGGGCCGGGCUGGGAGUGACGGAGCCCGGGGAAUGCCCGGCCAGACGGGCCCCAAGGGCGACCGGGGCUUCGACGGCCUGGCGGGGCUUCCUGGGGAGAAAGGUCACCGGGGCGACCCUGGCCCUUCCGGCCCCCCGGGCCCCCCGGGAGACGAUGGAGACAGGGGUGACGACGGAGAAGUCGGCCCCCGCGGCCUGCCCGGGGAACCCGGGCCGCGCGGUCUUCUGGGCCCCAAGGGGCCCCCAGGCCCUCCCGGCCCACCCGGCGUGACGGGCAUGGACGGCCAGACGGGCCCCAAAGGCAACGUGGGCCCGCAGGGAGAGCCCGGCCCCCCGGGACAGCAGGGCAACCCCGGCGCCCAGGGCCUGCCAGGACCCCAGGGCGCCAUCGGCCCUCCCGGGGACAAGGGUCCCCUGGGCAAGCCCGGCCUCCCAGGAAUGCCCGGCGCCGAUGGACCCCCGGGACACCCCGGCAAAGAAGGGCCUCCCGGCGAGAAAGGCGGUCAGGGUCCCCCUGGGCCCCAGGGCCCACUCGGCUACCCCGGCCCUCGGGGAGUGAAGGGGGCAGAUGGCAUUCGCGGCCUGAAGGGCACCAAGGGCGAGAAGGGUGAAGACGGUUUCCCCGGGUUCAAGGGGGACAUGGGCAUCAAAGGCGACCGGGGGGAGAUCGGCCCACCUGGCCCCCGAGGAGAAGAUGGUCCCGAGGGCCCCAAGGGUCGUGGCGGCCCCAACGGUGACCCUGGGCCCCUGGGCCCCCCCGGGGAGAAGGGGAAACUCGGCGUGCCGGGACUCCCGGGCUACCCCGGCAGGCAGGGGCCGAAGGGCUCUAUCGGAUUCGCUGGGUUUCCUGGCGCCAACGGAGAGAAAGGCGGCCGGGGCACGCCGGGCAAGCCGGGGCCGCGGGGCCAGCGGGGACCGACGGGCCCGAGGGGAGAGAGAGGCCCCCGGGGCAUCACUGGGAAACCCGGCCCCAAGGGCAACUCCGGAGGAGACGGCCCGGCCGGGCCCCCCGGGGAGCGGGGACCCAACGGACCCCAAGGACCCACGGGCUUUCCCGGACCCAAGGGCCCCCCCGGCCCCCCGGGCAAGGACGGGCUCCCCGGACACCCCGGACAGAGAGGAGAGACGGGUUUCCAAGGCAAGACUGGCCCCCCAGGGCCCCCCGGCGUGGUUGGCCCUCAGGGCCCCACCGGAGAGACGGGUCCGAUGGGCGAGCGCGGCCACCCGGGGCCCCCGGGGCCCCCUGGUGAACAGGGGCUGCCGGGCGUGGCUGGGAAAGAAGGGACGAAGGGCGACCCGGGUCCCGCCGGCAUCCCCGGGAAAGACGGCCCCCCGGGGUUACGCGGCUUCCCCGGGGACCGAGGACUUCCUGGUCCGGUGGGGGCGCUGGGACUCAAGGGCAGCGAAGGCCCCCCCGGGCCCCCGGGCCCCGCGGGCUCCCCGGGAGAGCGCGGCCCGGCCGGGGCUGCGGGGCCCAUCGGCAUCCCGGGGAGACCCGGGCCGCAGGGGCCUCCAGGGCCGGCCGGAGAGAAGGGCGCGCCGGGCGAGAAAGGACCUGCAGGCCCUGCUGGCCGAGACGGUCUCCAGGGCCCCGUGGGGCUGCCGGGCCCCGCUGGCCCCGUGGGCCCCCCUGGGGAGGACGGAGACAAGGGGGAGAUCGGGGAGCCCGGACAGAAGGGGAGCAAAGGGGACAAAGGCGAGCAGGGUCCCCCUGGACCCACCGGCCCCCAAGGCCCCAUUGGACAGCCAGGCCCCUCGGGAGCCGACGGUGAGCCGGGGCCGCGCGGCCAGCAGGGCCUCUUCGGGCAGAAAGGGGACGAAGGACCCCGAGGCUUCCCAGGGCCCCCCGGGCCCGUGGGACUGCAGGGCCUGCCGGGACCCCCGGGCGAGAAGGGCGAGACUGGGGAUGUGGGCCAGAUGGGCCCUCCAGGUCCCCCCGGCCCCCGAGGGCCCUCCGGAUCCCCGGGCGCUGACGGGCCCCAGGGCCCUCCCGGAGGCAUCGGCAACCCUGGAGCCGUGGGAGAAAAGGGCGAGCCCGGCGAAGCUGGAGACCCCGGCCUUCCCGGAGAGGGGGGCCCCCCGGGACCCAAAGGGGAGAGAGGCGAGAAGGGGGAGUCGGGCCCCUCUGGCGCUGCUGGACCCCCUGGACCCAAAGGCCCCCCUGGAGACGACGGCCCAAAGGGCAGCCCGGGUCCUGUCGGUUUCCCCGGUGACCCCGGGCCCCCUGGAGAGCCUGGCCCUGCGGGUCAGGACGGGCCGCCCGGCGACAAAGGAGACGACGGAGAGCCAGGGCAGACGGGCUCCCCGGGCCCCACUGGGGAGCCUGGUCCCUCCGGGCCUCCAGGAAAGAGGGGUCCUCCCGGCCCCGCAGGGCCCGAAGGCAGGCAGGGGGAGAAAGGGGCCAAGGGAGAAGCCGGCCUGGAAGGGCCUCCUGGGAAGACUGGCCCCAUCGGACCCCAGGGCGCCCCCGGGAAGCCGGGCCCCGACGGCCUGCGGGGGAUCCCCGGCCCUGUGGGUGAACAAGGCCUCCCCGGAUCCCCGGGCGCCGACGGGCCCCCGGGCCCCAUGGGCCCCCCAGGACUCCCCGGCCUCAAAGGAGACUCCGGCCCCAAGGGGGAAAAGGGCCACCCAGGCUUGAUCGGCCUCAUCGGACCCCCAGGAGAGCAGGGAGAGAAGGGCGACCGCGGGCUGCCCGGCCCCCAGGGCUCCUCGGGCCCCAAGGGAGAACAGGGCAUCACUGGUCCCUCCGGCCCCCUCGGACCCCCUGGACCCCCCGGCCUGCCGGGUCCCCCCGGGCCCAAGGGCGCCAAGGGCUCCUCGGGUCCAACUGGCCCCAAGGGUGAGGCAGGUCACCCAGGCCCGCCUGGCCCACCGGGCCCCCCGGGCGAGGUCAUCCAGCCGCUGCCCAUGCACGCGUCGCGCGCCCGGAGGAGCAUCGAUGCCAGCCAGCUGCUGGAGGAGGCGGAGGGCGAGAGCUACGCGGACUACGCGGACGGCAUGGAGGAGGUGUUCGGCUCCCUCAACUCCCUCAAGAUGGAGAUCGAGCAGAUGAAGCGGCCCCUGGGCACCCAGCAGAACCCGGCCCGCAGCUGCAAGGACCUGCAGCUCUGCCACCCCGACUUCCCGGACGGUGAAUACUGGGUGGACCCCAACCAGGGCUGCUCUGGGGACUCCUUCAAAGUCUACUGCAACUUCACGGGCGGAGGGGCCACCUGCGUGUACCCCGACAAGAAGUCCGAGGGGAGUAAGCUGGCCCGCUGGCCCCGAGAGCGGCCGUCCACCUGGUAUAGUCAGUACAAGCGCGGGUCCCUGCUCUCGUACGUGGAUGCGGAAGGCACCCCGGUGGGCGUGGUGCAGAUGACCUUCCUGCGGCUGCUGAGCGCGUCCGCCCGGCAGAACAUCACCUACAACUGCUACCAGUCGGUGGCCUGGCAGGACGCGGCCACGGGCAGCUACGACAAGGCCCUCCGCGUCCUGGGCUCCAACGACGAGGAGAUCUCCUACGACAACAGCCCGUACAUCCGGGCGCUGGUGGACGGCUGUGCGACCCGGAAAGGCUACCAGAAGACCGUGCUGGAGCUGGACACCCCCAAGGUGGAGCAGGUGCCCAUCGUGGACCUCAUGUUCAACGACUUCGGAGAAGCGAACCAGAAGUUCGGGUUCGAAGUGGGUCCGGCCUGCUUCCUGGGCUAGGCGCCGCCCGGCCCCGACCAACCUCUGACCUCAGCGCCGUCGCGGGGGUCCCGCCCGGACCGCGCAGGCCCCUCGCCCCGAGCCGCGAAUCACAUGACCUAGACGCCCCGCGCCCGGCGGCGCUCGGACCAGGGUGUGGACGCGCGACUCCAAGUGCCUCUUCCCGCCGCGGCCGGAGCCCCCCGGGCCCCGCAGCCCCCCGGGCGGGCGGGCGGCCCCGGAACUCGGUGCUCAUUCGUACACUCUUCGUGGUGCUAUCUGCGUGGACGGGCCCCUGGCCCCGCAGGGACGCGCGCGGCCUGCGGCCCGGGCAGGCCCAUCCGCCGGGACCCCGGCGCGUGGUGCUAACGCCGGGUCUGGACCAGAACCGGGUGGAGCUGCUGCCUCCCGCGUCCCGGGCCGGACUGCGCGGCGCGGACCCCGGGAGGGGCCCGGGGCGGCCCGAGGGGCAGCCCCUCUACUGUGAAAGGCAGGCCGGCCGGGGGAGGGGGCCGCGCGCAGCCCCCCGCGCACCGCGCCGGGCCGGGCCGAGGCUGCGCGCGGCCCCGCCCCCGCGACUCCGGGGCCAGGAUGCCCGUCCUUGCCGUGACCUCCGCCGGGAAAGCCGGGUCCGAGCCGCGGCGUGUCUAGGUCAUGUGAUUCCGUCCAGACUCUCCGCCCCCGCCCUCCGCGGGACCUUCCAAGCCGAUGUCAUUUCUAUUGAAGUCAAACGUGUCAUUCUCCCCAGACCCAGACCCCCGGCGACGGUAUAUUGCAAUAAAAUCACUUCUUAUAUUUGCAUCGA